AUGGCGUCAACUCUUCCUAUUUUAUGCCUUGAAGAAAUUUUCGAAAAUCUUCGAGACGACUUAGCAUCCUUGUUCUCUUGUGUUAAAUUGAAUCGACAUUGGUGUAAGAUUGCUAUCAAAUAUUUAUGGUGUAACCCUUUUCGCGAAACAACAAAUGGAAAUAUUCUUUAUUCAAUUAAAUUGAUGGGUUUAGACGACAAGAAGCCUCUCUUCCCUUAUUUCGAUUACAUUCGAGAAAUUAAUUAUCCAAUAUUGUUGAGUAUCACCAAUGAUUAUUGGAAUUCCAAGAUGAUUUUGGAGUUGAUUAUAAAUAGAAAUAAUACAAGAAUAAUUCGUCUGAAUAUCGAUCAAUAUAAACAAUGUCAACACGACGAUAAUGAUUUUCAAUAUUUGGAAAUUAAUUGGAUGAAAUUUUUUGAUUUGCCAGCUGCUUCAAAUUCUUUGUCCCAACUCUAUAGUCUGACAAUUUGCAAUCAGAAUGCCAAUGAAAUUCUCGAGGCAAUCGAUAAUAGAUUUUGUCCAAAUCUUAUUAGUGAAUUGAAGAUUAUGAUCUACCCUAAUAGAGGAGAUUGGGAUUUUGAUCCUAGAAUAUUAGAACAGGUGGCUAUGGAUAUUAAUCGAUUGAACUCUUGGAUUGAACUAAGGCGUUUCACCGUACAAUUUGGGAAUGAAAUUGAGGAAGAUGCUCUCUUUGGUAGUGAUAAUUUUCUUUUAAAAUUGGCGAAUUGUCUUCCGCCAGUAAUCAUGGAUAGCUUGUGCCUCGCUGGUCCCUUCGCAUUCUCCUCAGAGAAUUUGGAGACUUUUUUCAAUAUAACUAAAACAAGUUUUAUAAAGAUUUCGCUUCCAAGAUCUACAUUAAUCUGGGAUUCGGUUCUUGAAGCUUUUGCUAAAAACACCAAAGGAGUCUUAAAAGAAUUGGAUAUCCCACUCGCUUCCAAAAUAUCAAUGGACGCUUUAUCUAAAGCAAAAUUAGCGAUUCCAUAUAUCAAUGCACCGGUUUUAAAAGAAGAUCCCAGCUGGAUAACUAAUAUUUUUUCUGAUGAAGAGAAUGAUUUUGACGAUUAUGACUUCGACUAUGGCGAAGAGCAAUUUGACGACGAAAAUCGAGGAUCUUGGUCGGACGAUAAUAAAGAUGAUUUCUUUGGUGCAUGGAAAUAA
Messenger RNA from Ambispora leptoticha, 1158 nucleotides. The record is from the annotation of a GenBank genome assembly. NCBI's taxonomy places the organism in Eukaryota, Fungi, Glomeromycota, Glomeromycetes, Archaeosporales, Ambisporaceae.